Micropterus salmoides (largemouth bass) is the source of this 2358-nucleotide messenger RNA. It is a transcript of the gene bpgm, whose product is annotated as 2,3-bisphosphoglycerate mutase. Gene Ontology annotation, molecular function: intramolecular phosphotransferase activity. Lineage: Eukaryota; Metazoa; Chordata; Actinopteri; Centrarchiformes; Centrarchidae. Gene Ontology annotation, biological process: glycolytic process. The record is from RefSeq and is a predicted model, not a curated record. The transcript is spliced from 3 exons. Bases 139 to 915 code for a protein of 258 amino acids.
GAUGAACGCAAUGUCAAUCAUCAACGUUCACUGGAACACUGCUGUACAUGGCCGGCCAAAGACUGUCAACACUUUCGACUGUAGUAGCUACAUUUAGACCGGAUAUAAAUCCCACACAGGGGUUCUGCUUCUGGUUCAAUGUCCAAGUACAAACUCUUUCUGCUGAGGCAUGGGGAGGGGGCCUGGAACAAAGAGAACCGCUUCUGCAGCUGGGUUGACCAAAAGCUGAGCGAGGAUGGGGUGAAGGAGGCCCAGGACUGUGGUAGGCUGCUGAAGGAGCGGGGCUACAAGUUUGACAUAGUAUUCACCUCCAUACUCAGCCGUUCCAUUCAGACAGCAUGGUUGGUGCUGGAGGCUAUGGGUCAAGAGUGGGUCCCUGUGGUCAAGUCCUGGAGAUUGAACGAGCGCCACUAUGGUGCCCUGAUUGGCCUGAACCGGACAGAGAUGGCUCAACAACAUGGAGAUGAAAAGGUGAAGUUGUGGAGAAGGAGUUAUGACAUCACUCCACCUUCGAUUGAUGAUUCCCACCCUUACUUUCUGGAAAUCUACAAUGACCGCAGAUACACCACUUGUGACGUGCCAAAGGAGAACCUUCCCCGAGCAGAAAGCCUAAAGGAGGUGUUGGACAGGCUGCUGCCAUACUGGACGAGCACUGUGGUGCCAGAGAUAAGGAAAGGCAGGACUGUGCUCAUUUCUGCUCAUGGAAACAGCUGCAGGGCUCUGCUGAAACACCUGGAAGGUAUAUCAGAUGAGGAUAUUGCCAACGUGACUUUACCUACAGGGAUACCUGUGCUGCUUGAGCUGGAUGAAAACCUCAAGCCUGUGAAACCCCGGCAGCUCUUGGGAGACCAGGCGAAGAUUCAGGCGGCAAUUAAAAAGGUGGAGGACCAGGGAAAAGCCAAACCAUCAACUUAAAUGCGCUAAACUGCCUGUAAGACUUGACAGAGCCACAUUUUUAUUAGGUACAAUGAAAAGCUUGAACAUAACUCAUUAUAACAUCUGCCGAUAACAACAACAAAUUGUUGUUAAUACUAUUUAAAGGAUAGAUGUGAAGUAGCUGUAUGUGUUGUAGUGGCCUGACAUGAAUGCAGAAUGUGUAUGUCACAGGUCAGACUGGUCUGUCAGGGGCAGGAGAAACUACUGUAAAUGUUUAAGCACGGUGUUGAGUUGUAUUAUAUGUAAGCAUUGAGGAAGUGUUUGUAUUGUGUCUGAUUUUUAUGCUAGUUGUCCUUAUUUAUGCCUGUACGGUUAUUUAUUUAUUACUCAUUAACUCUACCUUGAAGAUUUAUAAUAGAUUGGUGCAGCUGAAAAAUCCUGCAAUAUUUCAUAUUCAGAAAUAGGAAAAUCUCCUUUCCUAAAGAUGCUUUUUGGUUACAUUGAUAAGCUUUAGGGUUAUUUCCUCGCGUUUCAACUUGUGCCUUCAGUAUUAACAUAGUGCUCAGCUACUUUUUAAGAAAUAAAACCCUCCGUUAACAAAUAUUACUUAAUAGAUAUUGAAAACCAGCUUGUUCAUUCCAACAACGGGGUAAUUGUGAGCCACAGAAAUGUUGUAAAUAUGUAAAACCACUGCAAUUCUGUUCUGUCCCACACAUAUGAGUUACUCAUACUGUUAAAUGGCCUUCUCAUUAAGAAUAAGACUGCUGAAGAUGUUUUUAUAUAAGGUUUAUUCAGUACAUUCACUCUGACACAAAAUUGGUUGAGUUUAAAGCGCUGUGGCUAACAAACAUGCCUAUUUGGGGUGAUAACUGGGUUAUGCUUUGCACUAUUUAUUAUAUUAUGAUUUUAUUACUAAGAUUUUUCUUAAUUAAAUGCAACAAGUGAACAUGUAAAUGGUAAAUACCAUUAUUUUCGAUAAAUAUGAAAACCAGAGUUUAGUGGUAAAACACAAGCACACUUUUUUUCUUCAUUUUAAAUUCUAAAUUCUUAUCAUGUAUGUGAAAUUUCAUGUUGCUUUGGUAAUGUUAAUAACACAAGUGAAAAUGUUACGAGCCACUCUUUUGUGUGAACAUUAUAUCUUACAGCAGCACUACCUUACUUGUCAUCUCAUGUUACCACUGUGUGUUGUAAUGCGUCUCUUGUUUGUAGAUGUAUGGCACUAUGCUUCAGUUGUGUAUCCUGUUUGUUUGUUGUGUUUCUCUGCCGCUGUUAUUUUGUACACUGGUCUGUUAGGUCAUAAAGGAAAAAGAGAUAAGUUAAGAACAUGCGUUUGUAGAUACUAAGAGUAGUAAGAGUUGAACACACUGAUAUAUUUGUAAUUUCUGUCAGAUGAUGUAAUGUCUUCCCCGCAGUUCCCACCUUAACGUAUGAGAGAGUAUGCAUGUUGAAAUAAAUGGGAAUUCAAAUUUUCCCAAAAUAUUA